GUAAGAGACAAGCCGGUGUGAAGGGGAAGAGGAGAGCAGUGCGAUUCCACCCCUGGCUGCUGUACGAAGCUCCUGCCUCUCCGCUCUGAGCCUCCUCGUGCCUCCACCUGUCUCCUCAGCCCUCAGCCCAUUGACUCCCGCAGAGCAGAGAGCGUGCAAAGGAGAAGCAUGAAAAUCCUCGUAGCCUUCGCGGUGGUCAUGCUGGUGUCGGCGCAGGUCUUUGCCGCAGAAAUCGGGCUGGAUGAAGUCGACUGGCCGUACAGCGACCAAAUCCAGGAGGAAUUACCAGUGUUUGAAAAUUUUCUACAGAGGAUUGCAAGGAAACCAAGACCUGAUCAGUUCUAUGGUUUAAUGGGAAAGAGGAACAACGGAUAUGGCCAGAUGUCCCGCAAAAGAUCAUCAGAAAGGAACACAAUACAUAAUUACGAAAGAAGACGCAAAUGAGCCCCCCCUCCCGAUCCACUGAUUAAACUUCAUUCCGUGAACCAGAAGAUGAAGUGUAAUAUAUGAUAUCCAGUGUAAAAUGAAUACUUAUUUAUUUUGAAAUUGGUUUAUUAGCUUGUAUAUUCAAUAAAGUUAUUAUUUUUAAUAGUGUGGCAAUGAUACUUGUCCUAUAAGUGUGCUGUAAUUCUCCAACUAUCACUCUCAUCGGGCUACCAUAAUAGGCAAACGAUUGGAGAGCGGCCCAACUGAUUUUAGGAGGAUCUGUCAUGGUGAGGAACCUCAUGUGAUGAUGACUGGAAAUGGCGGAAAGGGGUUCGCCAGGAUUAGAAAAACAUGGCUGCUUUCUUCCAGAAACAGCACCACCCCUGUCCACAGGUUAUGUCUGGUACUGCAACUCAGCUCCAUUGAAGUGAACGGGGAGGAGUUGCAAUACCUAAUCCUGGACAAUCCCUUUAAGUUGAGGUUCUUCACUGAAGCAGAUUCUCCCAAAUGUGGAAAUGGCCUGUCCAUCCACUAUAAGGGGUUGCAAUGAGCAGAACAUGCUGGUGGUUAUAGUCCAUUAGGUUCACUACCCCUAACGUUUCCCUGUUUUACCUGGACCUCCGUGGGGAUGUUCAAUGUUUCUCGUGUACUUUUUGAUCUUGACCAGAUAGCGGUAUCAUUGCAGCAUGUUCAUUUUAUUUCCUGAAUGUGAAUCCAAAGUCUUCAUUUCAUAGUUUAGAUUUUUUCUGAUAGUGGCACUUUGAAUAAAAAAAA
Molecule: messenger RNA, 1200 nt
Organism: Bufo bufo (common toad)
Lineage: Eukaryota; Metazoa; Chordata; Amphibia; Anura; Bufonidae
Gene: TAC1
Product: tachykinin precursor 1
Exons: 5
Coding region: 169-444 (91 amino acids)
Biological process (GO): tachykinin receptor signaling pathway
Source: RefSeq, a predicted model, not a curated record